Molecule: messenger RNA, 1671 nt
Organism: Capronia coronata CBS 617.96
Lineage: Eukaryota; Fungi; Ascomycota; Eurotiomycetes; Chaetothyriales; Herpotrichiellaceae
Exons: 8
Coding region: 1-1671 (556 amino acids)
Biological process (GO): transmembrane transport; nucleobase transport
Cellular component (GO): plasma membrane
Molecular function (GO): nucleobase transmembrane transporter activity
Source: RefSeq, a predicted model, not a curated record
AUGGAUGCGCUCAGAAAAUUCGACAAUCUCAUCAGAGUCAAGGGCGAGUCCGAUGUUCGCAAGGUUAGCCGAUGGAUGAGUCCAGAUAUUCUCCCUGUCCUGCCUGAGAACAGAACAUUCCGCAGCAAGGAUUAUGUCGCCUACUGGUCUGCGGGUGCCAUCUGCGCCUCGUUUUGGUCCAUGGGAGGCACUGCCAUUGCCAACGGACUCAACGCCGGAGAAGCUAUUGGCGCGCUGCUCAUAGGGUCCGUCAUCUGCGCCAUUGUUGCGCAUUACUGCGGUGCCGCCGGCCUCAAAUAUCAUCUGGGUUUUCCCAUGUUGAACCGGGCAGCCUUUGGCUUGUACGGAAGCUACUUUGGUGUCUUCGUCCAGUGCUUUGUGGUGUUCAUCUACUGCGGAAUUCAGACCUACUGGGGCGGUUUGGCGGUCCAUGUCAUGCUAGCAGCUAUCUUUCCAAGCUUUCACCACAUGAAAAACACAAUCCCAUCAAGCUCAAACAUCACUACACAGGAUCUCAUUGGCACCAUUCUCUUCUUCCUCGUGUUCUUGGGUGUCCUUCUUGUUCCGCCUUACAAGAUGUACAACUUCUUCCGAGUCUCGUUCUGUGCCGUGGUCACGACCAUUCUGGGCAUGUUCAUCUGGGCUAUGGCCGCAAACCACGGAGCCGGCAAUCUUGUCGAACCUGCAAAGAAACUUUCCAAAGCGGAGACCUUCUUUGUCUUCCUUCAGACCAUUUCCAUUCUUUGCGGCAGCUUCACGGGCCAGAGUGUUCGACAUUCUGACUGGUCUCGUUACGCAAAGACGAAAAGCGCACCCUGGGCGGGAAUCUGGCUCUGCUGCCCCAUCGCUUUGACAACUUGUGCCAUGUUCGGAGUGUUUGUGACUUCUGCGGUACGACACAUGUACGGUGAAAUCAUCUGGCAACCAAUUACUCUGCUCCUUCAUAUUCAAGACACAGACUACAGCCCAGGCGCAAGAGCGGGUACCUUUUUCGGUGGCAUGGGCUGGUUCCUCAGUCAGCUGGCGAUCAACGUCUCUUCCAACUCAGUCGCCGCCGGGAUGGACUUGACCGCCAUUCUUCCGAGGUAUCUCAAUGCCCGCCGCGGAGGUUGGCUCCUCGCUUGCAUCGGCAUUGUCAUUUGUCCAUGGAACUUUGUCAACAGUGCCGGCACCUUCACCGUGGUUCUUAGCUCUUUUGGCAUCUUCGUUUCCCCCUUGACCGGAAUUGUCAUUGCAGAUUAUUGGGUUGUUCGGAAGACGAACUGGAAAGUUGGAGACCUGUAUGUUGGCAACAACACCGGGAUCUACUGGUACACGGCGGGCCUUAAUCCAAGAGCCUUUGCCGCUUGGGUUGGCAUCAUUUGGCUUUCAAUUCCUGGGUUCGCGGCGGCCAUCAAUGGCACGAGCUACGGUAUAUCCUGGGACCGAAUGAUGCAGAUCUCCUUCUUCAUUGGCUUGGUUGGCGGCUUCACCUUUUACUGUAUUUUUUGCAAGAUCUGGCCGGUCAAGGGCGCACGAGAGUUUGAAGAUAUCGACUGGGCCGUACACGGCUCUGUCGUCAUGAAUGGAUCAGAGGUUGAAGGCGACGAGCAAAAGCGCAGCGUUAACUCCGGUUCCGCAGGCAAGAUGGCGCCUCAAGAAGUGGUCUCUUCCGAUGUGUCCAAGGUCUAA